Messenger RNA from Sodiomyces alkalinus F11, 1403 nucleotides. RefSeq names its product regulator of G protein signaling superfamily. NCBI's taxonomy places the organism in Eukaryota, Fungi, Ascomycota, Sordariomycetes, Glomerellales, Plectosphaerellaceae. The transcript has 3 exons. The coding region runs from base 172 to 1284 and encodes 370 amino acids. The record is from RefSeq and is a predicted model, not a curated record. Gene Ontology annotation, cellular component: plasma membrane. Gene Ontology annotation, biological process: intracellular protein localization.
GACCUUUAUCACCCUGAUCACCGAUUGAUCUCAGGGGCAUCGUCUCCUAACGCUUUCGUUCAACCUCAGUAUUCAAUAAUAGCAACGUUUUUCUUCUUGCUAAUACCCUUACAAGAACGACAAUUAUAACACGAGCAUACUCUCGUUUGCUCCUUGGAAUCAACCUUAAUCAUGGACGAACAAUCUGGCCAUCCGGCAUCAACGCCUUCGCCUCAGCCCGAGCCGUUUCGCAACAGGCUUCCCACUCUUUUUGAGGUGCUGAGUCGUCGUACGCGACCUCCGGUCGAUCUCUUUUCGUUUUACAUUUAUAUGCGGGACCAGCAACGAUCCGUUGACUAUCUCGAUUUUUGGCUCGAUGUCUCUCAGCACAUGUCGCUAUGCCGUCACUAUGUUCGUGAACUCCGACGCUCCGUCCUAAUAGGGACUCCCGAUAUGGACAAGGCCGGUUCAAUACGCUCUUCCGCCAUUCUAGAGAAUAUUGGAGACAUGAAUCAUCCUGCCGCCGGUCCAUCCAUGUAUGCUACGGAGAAAGAGAAGGAUCAGGACGCCCAGAUGUCUGCUUUCCUUCGCGAGGAGCAGGCGCAAGACUCGCCCAACGAGAGCGCCGGGACCGACCGCCGAGGGACCAGCCGUCCCAGUGGGUACUUCAGCACCCCGCAAGACCCGACAUCCGACUCGAACUCGCCCGCCCUCACCGUCGCGCGGCAAGAUAUCCGCGCAUCGGCCGAGAAGAUUCUCUACACUUUCCUACUUCCUGGUGCCGAGCGCGAAAUCAUCCUUCCCGGUAGCAUCACGCAGGACGUGACUACGUCAAUUGAGGAGUUUGGAAGAGACGACCCCGAGGUGUUUGACGUGGCAAAAGACUACGUCUUUCAGGCUAUGGAGAGGGACGCCUUUCCUGGCUUCCUCCGGAUGAAGGCCCUCGGCAACUUGAUCCCUCCGACGCUGGUUCUUCGUCUUAUCAUUGGUCUACUUGCCAUGUUUGGCGGCUUUUGGGCCGCGUUUGUGCUCAUCUUCCUUGACAUGGACCGACUGACGAGAUGCUGGCUCAUCCUCCCGUUCACUCUGGGCGUUUACUUCCUCGCUUCUUACCAGUACUCGCUCGACCCGGUAUUGGCCCUCAUUGGUUUCAGCGAGUACACACCUUUCAGUUUCUCUCGUAUCCACGAGCCCUACAUCCGCAAGCUCCUCGCCAGGCGCUCCCUCAUGGUCCUUGCCGUCACAGCUCUCAUUGACGCCGCUCUUUGUCUCCUCUUUAUCUUAGUCCCCGGCAAGAGGCUCUGAGGACUCGAUGUCACUUGAUGGUUGGGCAGCUACGCGAUUUUACGAACUGUAUGAUGUUCCAGGGCGUUGGGUCUUAAAGCGAUGGAGGUUUUUUUUUCUUCCACUUUGUCUUCCUCCUC